Messenger RNA from Lucilia cuprina (Australian sheep blowfly), 2781 nucleotides. RefSeq names its product vacuolar protein sorting-associated protein 16 homolog. Gene Ontology annotation, biological process: endosomal transport; vacuole fusion, non-autophagic; intracellular protein transport. Lineage: Eukaryota; Metazoa; Arthropoda; Insecta; Diptera; Calliphoridae. The record is from RefSeq and is a predicted model, not a curated record. Gene Ontology annotation, molecular function: actin binding. The transcript has 12 exons. Gene Ontology annotation, cellular component: lysosomal membrane; endosome; HOPS complex. Bases 197 to 2722 code for a protein of 841 amino acids.
UGGCUGUUGUGUCAAAUAAAAUAUAAACAUAAAUGUCAUCUUCUUAAUAUAUCCCUUGUUUAGAAUUUUUUAUCUCUGUUUACUACUGUCCAAAGUAAAUUUAUAAAUUUACUUUGCUAGUGUCAUUAUUGAAUUUAUAGAAAAAUUAAAAAAAAUCAAGAAAAUUUAUAAAAUAUACAUUUAUAAUUAAUCCAAAAUGCCGAUUAUGUACAAUACUGGCGAUUGGUUCGUUUUGCGACCCACAACUUACAGGAAACUCGAUUUACAUACACCGGAUUGGCCAUUAGAUUUGGAUUUAGAAUAUAUGAAAGUAGUAUGUGCUCCGUAUGGUGGUCCAAUAGCGGUGACAAGAGAUCCUAAUCAAAUAGUGCCAAUAAAAGGUACUGCUAAACCUGUUAUACGCAUAUUCGAUACAGCUGGCCUGGAAUUGGGUAAAAUUUGGUGGAAUCAUGGUAAAUUAAUUUCAAUGGGUUGGUCCGAUACGGAAGAGUUGAUUUGUGUACAAGAUGAUGCAUUGGUUUUCAUUUACGAUAUGUUUGGUAAUGAAAGAUAUUCCUAUAGUAUGGGCCAGGAAGCUAGUUUAACUAAAAUUGUUGAUGCCAAAAUAUAUCAAUCAUCAACUGGAACUGGUGUGGCUGUAAUGACUACUAACGGUCGUAUUUUCUUAAAACUCAAUAGUGCAAAAGAUAAUCGAUCUCGACUCUUGCCUGAGAUUCCAAAAUCUCUAUCCGAAUGCACUUGCUGGGAAAUUGUGACAGAAGAACGCAAUAGCUAUUGUCUCUUGGGAAGAGAUCGUGAAGUUAUUAAAUUAUUUUUGGGAGAAUCUGUGGGAUCAAUAACACGCAAUUUAAUUAGUAAACCUUUUGAACGCAUCAUUUCAAUGUCUUUAUCUUAUAAUCAUCAGAAUUUGGCUUUAUAUACUAAUAAUGGUAUUUUAUGGAUGGGUAGCGUGGAUAUGAAACAAAAAUAUUGUGAAUUUGAUACUGGACGCAAAGAUAUGCCAAAGCAAAUCGAAUGGAUUAUGAACGUUGACAACGCUCAAUCAGAUGCUGUAGUCAUAGCAUAUAAUUCAUUUUUAUUGGUUGUCAAUCGUAAUGGUGAUAAAAAUCUAUUUAGUUAUGAUCCGGCUAUAUUUCUGGUUGCUGAAAUGGAUGGUGUUCGUAUUCUAACAAAUAACACUCACGAAAUGAUACAGAAAUUACCGAAAUGCGUGCAGAAUAUAUUUGCUAUUAAUAGUCAGGAACCAUCGAGUUUUCUAUUUGAAGCUCAGAAAAAAUUCCAAGAAAAAUCACAUCAAUCUGAUGAAUACUUGAGUCUAUUUCGUGAUCGCAUGAACGAAGCCGUAGAUGAGUGCAUAGAAGCUGCUGGUUAUGAGUUUUGUAUGGAAACUCAAAAAAGUUUAAUGAGGACUGCCUACUUUGGCAAAGGCUUUAUAAAGUCUCAUAAUCCUGACGAAUAUAUUAAAAUGCUGCGUAUUUUAAGAGUUUUAAAUGGCUUGCGACAUCCCAAAAUAGCCAUGCCUUUAACCAUAAAACAAUUUUUACAUUUAAAACCAGAUGUCAUUCUGGGACGUUUAGUAUUUCGAAAACACUAUGCCAUUGCUAUACAAGUUGCAAAACAUUUAAAAUUACCAGAAUCUUGGAUAUUAGAACAUUGGGCAUAUCACAAGGUUAUAAAUGAUAAAAAUGAUCAUGAAGUUGCUCGCAAAAUAACGGAAAAAUUCAAAAAUCCCUCUGUUGAAGGUAUAUCAUUUUGUAAUAUAGCUGAAAAAGCUCAUGAAGCUGGACGUGAUGAAUUAGCAAUUAAAUUACUAGAGUUAGAACCAAGAGCUUCAUUGCAAGUGCCGCUAUUAUUAAAAUUGGGUAAAUAUGAUCGUGCUGUCCAGAGUGCCACACAGUCAGGAGACACUGAAUUGGUGGCUACUGUUUUGUUGGAGAUUAAAAAGAAAAUGAUGCUUACAAACUUUCAUAUGAUUAUACGCGAGUAUCCCAUGGCUUUAAAUAUUUAUAAAAAAAUGAUGAAUGAAUGGAGUCGUACCGCUUUAUAUGACAUUUACAAUACCGAAGAUGAUCACAAAUCAAUUGCUGAAUAUCAUUUUCGAAAUGCUCUUGAAAGUGAAACUUUAGAAGCAAAUCUAUCAAUUAUAGCCAAUAGUUAUACACAAGGUCGUCGUAAUGUCGAGGCCGAACUUUGUUCUGACACAAGUAAAUUAAUGAAAUUACAAAAAGCUUUAACUACCAAAUAUAGUAAGAUAUUUGGUGAUAUAACAUUCCAUGGUUUAUCCAUACACAAUACCAUUGAAAAGCUUUUAGAGUUGGGAGAAUUGAAAGAAGCUGAAAAAAUUAAAAAUGAUUUUAAAGUUCCAGAUCGAAGAUUUUGGUGGUUACGCAUUUUAAGUCUAUCCAGUAAACAAAAUUGGAUUGAGUUGGAAAAAUUUGCUAAAAGUAAAAAAAGUCCUAUUGGCUAUGAACCAUUUGUUGAAGUUUGCCUUAAACAGAACAAUUUAACUGAAGCACGUAAAUUUAUACUCAAAUGUCGUGAUGAUCGUAAAACUUAUUGGUAUAUUAGAGCAGAACUUUACGAAGAAGCCAUCGAUACGGCAUUCGAACAACGUGAUCUCAAUACAUUGUAUGUACUGCAACAAAAGGCCACUAUGUUAGGCAAUCGUCAACAGUUAGAUAAAAUUAAUGUAUGCAUUACUAUUUUAGCUUCUAAAAAAUAAAGUAUUUAUAAAAUUUAAGAAAGAAAAAUAAAUUAUAAUAAUCUUAAUAUACAAAGUAA